AUGACCUUCGACGAGGACUUCGGCCCCCCCUCCCCAGGACCAGGUCGCAAGAUCCCUGGUGCUGUCCUUCUUGCUGCGAAUUGGACAGGGAAAAUUGUCUAUCUCAAUGCUCAAGGAUUCACGUCGGUUGAUGAGAGCCUCGCCAAGCCCGUCACAGCAGACACAACUUUCUGGGUGGCGUCAUGUACGAAACUCGUGACUACGGUGUCCGCAUUACAGUGUGCCGAAAAAGGUCUCCUUUCUCUUGACGACGAGCAUCAACUCUCGGCCAUUCUCCCCGAAUAUGCCACCCCAGUGUUCUGGCAGGGUUUGACUCUGUGUCUGGUUCGCCGCCGGUGA
Molecule: messenger RNA, 339 nt
Organism: Cladophialophora bantiana CBS 173.52
Lineage: Eukaryota; Fungi; Ascomycota; Eurotiomycetes; Chaetothyriales; Herpotrichiellaceae
Exons: 2
Coding region: 1-339 (112 amino acids)
Source: RefSeq, a predicted model, not a curated record